Messenger RNA from Elgaria multicarinata webbii, 3450 nucleotides. RefSeq names its product ATPase secretory pathway Ca2+ transporting 2 (gene ATP2C2). Bases 331 to 3177 code for a protein of 948 amino acids. Gene Ontology annotation, biological process: intracellular calcium ion homeostasis; manganese ion transport; calcium ion transmembrane transport. NCBI's taxonomy places the organism in Eukaryota, Metazoa, Chordata, Lepidosauria, Squamata, Anguidae. Gene Ontology annotation, molecular function: ATP hydrolysis activity; ATP binding; P-type calcium transporter activity. The record is from RefSeq and is a predicted model, not a curated record. Gene Ontology annotation, cellular component: plasma membrane; Golgi membrane; endoplasmic reticulum. The transcript is spliced from 27 exons.
AGGACUACUAGGUUUCUGUGGACAAGAAGCCUCCUAUGGACAGAACCAUCCAGGUAUUCCAGCCGCUCUGAGCAGGCUUGACUCAGGAAUUCAGCCUCUCCCAGGCCAGGCACCUGUUGCGAACAGUGGGCGUGGCGUCACCUUGUCAGCAUCAGGUAACACCCACUGAUCAGCUUUCCUGAGCUACAUCCUCGGCUCGUGACGGAAUGUAAGUCUUAGCCAGGAAGCUAUAAGCAACAUACAAGAAGCAGCAGCAGCAAUAACCGAGUUUUUCCCGGCUGCCAUCCAUCUUCUUCUCUCCUCCUGCUGCUGCUAACAGGACAAGCCAAGAUGGGGACAAAGCAUUUGUUCUCAAAAUUCUUCCAGAAAGUCACUUUCCACCCACACCUGAGCAGGAAAUACAAGCCAGUGGGCAGCACGGAACCCGAUGAAGAGCCUGAAGAAGAAUCUGAACUGACAUCAGUUGAGCAAGUGAAUGAAGUAGCAUCUUUCCCUCCCAAAGAGGCUUGCAAAUGCCAUUCAGAGGAACUGGCCAAAACGUUGCAGGUUGAUUUAGAAAAGGGACUUUCCGAAUUCUCGGUGCUGCAGCGCAGGGUCAAGCAUGGCUGGAAUGAAUUUGUAGUUGAUAAUACAGAACCAGUGUGGAAAAAAUAUCUCGACCAGUUUAAGAACCCCCUGAUCCUUUUGCUGUUGGCUUCCGCUUUAGUUAGUGUGGUUACUAAAGAAUAUGAAGACGCCGUGAGUAUCGCAGUGGCUGUCAUCAUUGUGGUAACCGUGGCCUUCAUUCAGGAAUACCGUUCCGAAAAAUCUCUGGAAGAACUUAACAAGCUGGUCCCUCCAGAGUGUAACUGCAUGAGGGAAGGGAAGCUACAACACCUUCUCGCUCGAGAGCUUGUGCCCGGAGACCUUGUGUGCCUCUCCAUGGGAGACAGAGUUCCUGCAGACAUAAGACUCACCGAGGUUACAGACCUCUUGGUGGACGAAUCCAGUUUUACAGGGGAAGCAGAACCCUGCAGUAAGAAUGAUGGCAUCUUAGCAGAACCUGGAGACAUAAUGACCCUCAGUAAUGUUGCUUUCAUGGGAACACUCGUGCGAUAUGGCAAGGGAAAAGGCAUUGUCAUUGGAACAGGAGAAAACUCGCAGUUUGGGGAAGUGUUCAAAAUGAUGCAAGAGGAAGAGACCCCCAAGACCCCACUGCAGAAAAGCAUGGAUAAAUUGGGGAAACAGCUUACCCUUGUUUCCUUCGGCAUCAUUGGUCUACUCAUGCUGAUUGGUUGGCUGCAAGGGAAACAUCUUCUUGACAUGUUCACCAUUGGAGUGAGCUUGGCGGUGGCUGCCAUCCCAGAGGGCCUUCCGAUUGUAGUCACGGUGACGUUAGUCCUGGGUGUCUUGAGAAUGGCCAAGAAACGAGUCAUUGUGAAGAAGCUGCCAAUCGUAGAGACUCUAGGUUGUUGCAACGUUAUCUGUUCCGACAAGACUGGGACCCUGACAGCCAAUGAGAUGACCGUCACUCAGCUCGUAACUUCAGAUGGAUUCAAGGCUGAGGUGAGCGGAGUUGGAUACAACGGAGUGGGAAAGGUGUACCUCUUACCCUCUAGAGAAGUCAUCAGAGAAUUUUCAAAUAUCUCUGUGGGAAAACUAGUGGAGGCUGGAUGUGUUGCCAAUAAUGCGGUUAUUCGAAAGACGAUUGUGAUGGGCCAGCCAACUGAAGGUGCCCUGAUAGCCCUGGCAAUGAAGAUGGAACUGAGCGAUAUUAAAGAUAUUUAUGUAAGGAAGAAGGAGAUUCCAUUUAGCUCAGAGCAGAAAUGGAUGGCUGUCAAAUGUGCUUUGAAAGAAGAGGGCCUGGAAGAAGUCUAUUUUAUGAAAGGGGCCUUUGAAGAGGUGAUGCAACAUUGCUGCAUGUUCAACAGCAGUGGCCUUGGCCUCCCACUGACACCGCAACAGAAGGCUGUCUAUGUUCAGGAAGAAAAGCACAUGGGAUCCCUUGGCCUGCGGGUGCUUGCACUGGCAUCUGGACCAGAACUUGGCAGGCUCACCUUUCUAGGUCUAGUCGGCAUCAUCGACCCCCCGAGGCAAGGAGUGAAGGAAGCUGUGCAAGUCCUGAUUGAGUCCGGUGUAGCUGUGAAAAUGAUCACUGGAGAUGCUUUGGAAACCGCCUUAGCCAUUGGACGGAAUAUUGGUCUCUGCAAUGGGAAAAUGAAAGCUAUGUCUGGGGAGGAACUGGAGAACACCACCGAGUCAGCUCUAUCAUCAACAGUCCAAAACGUUUCCAUCUUCUUCCGAACCAGUCCAAAACACAAAGUUAAGAUCAUAAAGGCUUUGCAACGGGCCGGUGCCAUCGUAGGAAUGACUGGUGAUGGCGUGAAUGACGCAGUCGCUCUGAAAUCUGCAGAUAUCGGGGUUGCAAUGGGACAGGCAGGCACAGAUGUCAGCAAGGAGGCUGCCAACAUGAUCCUCGUGGACGAUGACUUCUCAACUAUCAUGAACGCAAUCGAGGAGGGGAAAGGAAUAUUUUACAACAUCAAAAAUUUUGUUCGAUUUCAGCUCAGCACGAGCAUCUCAGCUCUGAGUUUAAUCGCUCUGUCAACAGUAUUCAAUUUGCCAAAUCCACUCAAUGCCAUGCAGAUCUUAUGGAUCAAUAUCAUCAUGGAUGGGCCCCCAGCUCAAAGUUUGGGCGUUGAACCGGUAGACAAAGAAACCGUCAAGCAACCUCCAAGAAGAGUCACAGACACAAUUCUCAGCAAGUCACUGAUUCUGAAGAUCUUACUGUCUGCUGCCAUUAUCAUCAGCGGAACCAUCUUUGUCUUUUGGAAAGAGAUUCCAGAAAGCGGUGUGACGCCGCGGACCACAACCAUGACUUUUACUUGCUUUGUGUUCUUUGACCUCUUCAACGCCCUGACGUGUCGUUCCCAGACAAAACUGAUAUUGCAAAUUGGUCUUUUCCGAAACCGCAUGUUCUUAUAUUCUGUCCUGGGGUCUAUUUUGGGUCAGAUGGCUGUUAUUUACAUCCCGCCAUUACAGAGGAUCUUCCAGACAGAGAACUUAGGAGCACUAGACUUGCUGUUCCUCACUGCCCUGGCUUCCUCUGUUUUUAUUAUCUCUGAGCUGGUCAAAGUGUGCGAGAUCUAUUGCUGCCACCGGCCAAGGACGGACUAUGCCCAGCUGGAGACCGCGUGACUAAAAGAACACAGCUUCCCCUCUAUGGGGGCCGGAAUGCUGUUUGAAUGAAACUGCCAGAUUCCAAAAUCCGCAUGGGACUAUGCGAUCCUUUUUUUAUACAUCUGUGAAUACUUCCGAGCAACUCCAGAUCAACAGAACUAUCAUAGACUGAUCAGAGGUCUUCCAAAUCGCUGUCCAGAAGGCCUGGAUUGCCCCCAGUUACACACACCUCUCGUCUUACAAUGCUGUCUUUUACAGAGCAGGAGAGCAAAAAAGGAAAGAGGGAUCCAC